GCCCGCGCGGCUGGGACAUCCCAGUCCCGCUUGGUCCUCCUCGCCCGCCACCGGUGCGUCCAGUCCACGCAGCCAGCCCAGUUCACCCGGUCCAUACCGCCCGCCGGCCGGCCCGUCCCCCACCGCAGCCAUGGACGCCAUCAAGAAGAAGAUGCAGAUGCUAAAGUUGGACAAGGAGAAUGCCAUCGACCGCGCUGAGCAGGCCGAGGCCGACAAGAAGCAAGCUGAGGACCGCUGCAAGCAGCUGGAGGAGGAGCAGCAGGCCCUCCAGAAGAAGCUGAAGGGGACGGAGGACGAGGUGGAGAAGUAUUCUGAGUCAGUGAAGGAUGCCCAGGAAAAACUGGAGCAGGCCGAGAAGAAGGCCACCGACGCUGAAGCAGAUGUGGCCUCUCUGAACCGCCGUAUUCAGCUGGUAGAGGAGGAGCUGGACCGGGCACAGGAGCGCCUGGCUACAGCCCUGCAGAAGCUGGAGGAGGCUGAGAAGGCAGCCGAUGAGAGUGAGAGAGGAAUGAAGGUCAUCGAAAACCGAGCCAUGAAGGAUGAGGAAAAGAUGGAGCUGCAGGAGAUGCAGCUGAAGGAGGCCAAGCACAUCGCUGAGGAUUCAGACCGCAAAUAUGAGGAGGUGGCCAGGAAGCUGGUGAUCCUGGAAGGAGAGCUGGAGCGCUCAGAAGAGAGAGCUGAGGUGGCUGAGAGCCGAGCCAGGCAGCUGGAGGAGGAACUUCGGACCAUGGACCAGGCCCUCAAGUCCCUGAUGGCCUCAGAGGAGGAGUACUCCACCAAAGAGGAUAAAUACGAAGAGGAGAUCAAACUGCUGGAGGAGAAGCUGAAGGAGGCUGAGACCCGAGCAGAGUUUGCCGAAAGGUCUGUGGCGAAGUUGGAGAAAACCAUCGAUGACCUGGAAGACGAAGUCUAUGCACAGAAGAUGAAGUACAAGGCCAUCAGCGAGGAGCUGGACAACGCACUCAAUGACAUCACCUCCCUCUGAGCCCCCACCAGUGUGGCCCCUCGGCCCCUUCUCCCCUCACCAGUGUGGCCCUUCGGUCCCUUUUCCCCCUGCCGAUGUGGCCCCUUGGCCCUUCUCCCCUCUCCUUUCCAUUCUCUCUGUGGGGAGGGGGCAGGCAGAAGGAGCAGAAAUUGCCGGCAUCGCAUAGCCAGCCUGGGCGCAGCCUAGGAGAGCCCCCAUCGCACCUCCUGCCCACCCUGGCGCUUGCUUCUUCCUUCUCUCCGCCCACUCCCUGCUCUGCCCACUGGCCUCUACCUCUCUCUGCUGCUUAAUAAACUCAACUUGGUCUCCA
Molecule: messenger RNA, 1295 nt
Organism: Equus caballus (horse)
Lineage: Eukaryota; Metazoa; Chordata; Mammalia; Perissodactyla; Equidae
Gene: TPM2
Product: tropomyosin 2
Biological process (GO): muscle contraction; actin filament organization
Cellular component (GO): actin filament
Molecular function (GO): actin filament binding
Source: RefSeq, a predicted model, not a curated record